Molecule: messenger RNA, 1839 nt
Organism: Protobothrops mucrosquamatus (brown spotted pit viper)
Lineage: Eukaryota; Metazoa; Chordata; Lepidosauria; Squamata; Viperidae
Product: vomeronasal type-2 receptor 26-like
Exons: 5
Coding region: 1-1839 (612 amino acids)
Biological process (GO): G protein-coupled receptor signaling pathway
Cellular component (GO): membrane
Molecular function (GO): G protein-coupled receptor activity
Source: RefSeq, a predicted model, not a curated record
AUGCUCUCCUUCCUUUAUGCUGUCCACCACUUCCACCAGGAUUCUAGGAAUCUCUUACCUAACCUCACUCUGGGUUACAAUAUAUAUGAAUACUAUUUUAGUGAGCAAAUUACUUUGGAUGCUCUUCUGGAUCUGCUUUCAGAUGGAGAGGCCAAUGUUCCCAACUACAGAUGUGGAACGCAGAAAAACACUCUCGCUGUUCUUGAAGGGGCCAACGCUGACAUCUCCAUCCUCAUUUCGAACAUGUUGGGCACCUAUAAAAUCCCACAGACAAGUAAAAUGGUGGCCUUUGAUGCUUUUAAGCAAUUUCACUCCUCCAUGAAACACUUUAUAGAGAAAUCCUUUAUGUGUUCCUCCAUCAAGGAUGUCUUGUCUGUGAAAGUCUGGAGACAGUGCAGAGAAAGAGAAGAACUGGAGCUUCUGCCCAAAGAAGAGAUCCAACAAAUCCUGUCUCUUGACAGUUCUUUCACUUACAACAUAAUCUGGGCUGUGGGUCUGGCCAUGCAUUCAGCCUAUUUCUCCAGAUCCAAGGGGCCAAUGAGAAAGAGUGAUGAGAACCUGGGAGCUGAAAGGCUGAAGGCCUGGCAGUUUCAUGCUUUCCUUCAAAACCCCCAGUUGUAUAAUCAUUCCAUUGAUGGGGUAUAUUUUGAUGAGAAUGGAGACCUGGCUGUUGACUUGGACAUUGUGAACUGGAUGGUUUAUGCCAACAAGUCUGUCACCAGAAUGAAAUCUGGGCAUCUAGAAAGACAGGGAAUCCAGGAUUCCAAACUGGUGAUUUAUGAGAACAAUAUUGCACAGGUGGAAAAGCUGAACAAGCCUCUGCCUCCUUCCAGAUGUGUGGAAAGUUGUCGUCCCGGAUUCAGGAAGGUGGCUCAGGAAGGAAAGCCCAUCUGCUGCUAUGACUGUAUUCCUUGUGCAGAAGGAACCAUCUCCACCCAGGAAGAUUCAGAAAAAUGCGCCCCUUGUCCAGAAGAUCAGCAUCCAAAUAUCAAUCAAGAUCACUGUAUUCCUAAGGUUAAAACCUUCCUUAAUUAUAAAGACUAUUUAGGGGUCAUCCUAAUUUCCAUUACCAUGUUCCUGUCUUUGACAACAGCCUUUGUCUUGGGAAUCUUCAUUAAAUUCCUAGACACUCCAAUCAUCAAAGCCAAUAACAGAGACCUUUCCUACAUCCUCCUGGUCUCCCUCCUGUUUUCCUUCUUCACUUCUUUCCUCUUCAUUGGCAAGCCAAGGAGAGUCACCUGCCUUCUCCAACAGAUAACCUUCAGCAUCAUCUUCUCAGUUGCCAUUUCUUCUGUCUUGGCAAAAACGAUCACGGUGGUGCUGGUUUUCUUGGCCACAAAACCAGGGAAUAAACUUCAGAAAUGGCUGGGGAAGAGCUUGGCUACCUCCAUCAUCCUUUCUUGUUCUGCUAUCCAAAUUAUCAUCUGCUCCAUGUGGCUGGGAUUUUCUCCCCCAUUUCCUGACUUUGACUUGUACUCUCAACCUGGAGAGAUCAUCCUGCAAUGCAAUGAAGGAUCUAUUGCCAUGUUUUAUUGUGCUCUCGGCUACAUGGGCUUCCUGGCUGCCAUCUGUUUCAUGGUAGCUUUCUUGGCCAGGAAUCUGCCUGGAACCUUCAACGAAGCCAAGUUGAUCACCUUCAGCAUGCUGGUCUUCUGCAGCGUCUGGGUCUCCUUUGUACCCACCUACCUGAGUACCAAAGGGAAGUACAUGGUGGCUGUGCAAGUCUUCUCUAUCUUGGCCUCCAGUGCUGGUCUACUGGGCUGCAUCUUCAUCCCCAAGUGCUACAUUAUCAUUCUAAAGCCAGAUCUGAAUACAAAAGAACAUUUGAUGUUUAAAUAA